GGCCCACCCCCUACUUCCCCAACCUACCCGUUAGCUCCUCCUCUACAGUCUUCUUCAUCCUCCACCAUCAUCAUCCCUCUUCUUUAACUCCCACAUUCCAAAACAUUCACGAAUUCACGAGUUCAUUGUGAAUUGCGUUAAACCCAGAUUUAGUUUCCGUAUUAAUUUUUUUCCUUUAAUGUUACCACCACUUCUAUUUUGUUUUUAACUCUACAAUUGUGUAAAUUUUUACUUCUUUUUUUACCCAAGAAUUGCAAGGUCGACUUUCUUGAUUUUGGUCCCCCUUGCAAUUCUGGCCAUCUUGAUUGAUUGUUCUUGUUACAUUUUUCUGGGCAUCGUUUUCUUGAAGAAAUUAUGGCGGCAUUAGCUCCCGGAAUUCUGUUGAAGCUAUUGAAUGGGAUGAAUGCUGGGGUGAAGCCCACUAGUGAGCACAGAAGUUCGCUGUUGCAGGUUACCGAUAUUGUACCAGCAGAUCUUGACGAGAAAGAUCUUUGGCCAAAACAUGGGUUCUUCAUAAAGGUAUCUGAUUCGUCGCAUUCAAUAUACGUUAGUCUUCCGUUUGAGCAAGAUGACCUUGUUCUGAGCAACAAGAUGCAGCUGGGUCAAUUUAUAUACGUCGAUAAACUGGAGCCCGGGUCUCCGGUUCCCGUCGUUAAGGGCGCCAAAUUAGUCCCCGGAAGGCACCCUUUAAUCGGAACUCCGGAACCCUUGAUGGGUUUAAGAAAAAAGGGGGAAAACACCCAAAAGAAUCCUACCCCAAGAAGAGGUUCGUGGGGAACAGGGCCUAAUAGCAGUAGUACAGAAUCUGCACCUUCUGCAUCACCCCUUGUUUUGAAGCCAGUUCCUCUGGAUUUUGAUCAGUGUUUUACCCCAGUCAAAGAGAGGCCAUCAAGCUUAGUUAAAUUUGGGGGAAAUUUUCCAAUGUCGCCUGUGAUUCGUGGGAGCAGGGUGAAGGAUGGAAGUGCCAAUUCUUCUGUUAUGAUGACUAGGUCAUCUGUGGGUGGAGCUCUUUUGCCUAAAAUGAUGGAUCUAAAAGGUGAAAGUCCAUCAGUGGUUCGAAAGAGCUGUUUUACGCCUUCCAUAUCGAAGUUUCCCAGGAGCAAAAGUGUGAGUGACAGAGAUCAGCAGCAGAGGAUGGCACCAAACAGUCCCUUCAACUCAUCUGAAAAGAGAAGUGCCACACCACCACCAAGUUUAAGGAGUGUAAAAGUGGCUGCUGCUUCUCCUACUGUUGUUGGUGGACCUGUGAAGAAAAUUUCCUCACAGCCACAAUCUCAGCCUGAUGAUUCAGCCUCCAGUAGUAAUUCUAGUCCACCAAUGAACUUGCCUGGAAAGCUUAGCAUGCUAGGAAAGGAAGCUGUGCAACAAAGAGAGACGGCACAGAAGAUAGCACUUCAAGCCUUAAGAGAUGCUUCAGCCACUGAAAACCUUGUUCGAUCUUUGAAGAUGUUUGCAAACAUGAACAAGUCAGCUCGGCCAGAUGUUCCAGCAACCUGUUUUGAGAAAUUUCUGGAAUUUCACAACCAAAUUGCUCAAGCAAUAGCUGAGAUGGCUUCUAUUCAAGCAGCUACUGAAACGGCUCAAACUCCAAAUGACAUCAGUGAAAAGGGUCCUAAAGAAAUCUUACAUGAAAUAAUUCACAACUCAGUGGAUGAAUGCAGAAACUCAGACUCAACACCUGCCUCAACUAAAAGGAGGACAGCACUGCACAAGUCUGUUGCUGCAUUUCCAGAAAGAAGUGAUCAGAAAUCAAUACUUGGAAAGCAUUUGAGAUCAUCCACUGUUCACCAAAAACUGUCCCUGGAGAGAAAGGGGUCCUCAGAGAAUGAUGAAAACCAGAAACCAGCUGCAGCAGCUGCUCCUUGCAAGAAUAGUAGCAGCUUAUCGAACACAAUUACAUUGGGAAAGCAGAUUGAGACUGAAGCCGGAAACUGGUUCAUGGAAUUUCUAGAAAAAUCAUUAGAAAAGGGAUUGAAGAAGACAAAGGGGGCAACAAAGGAAACAGAUGCUUCCAAAGUUCCUCAGUCACUUAUCGUAAAAGUAAUCAACUGGGUAGAAAUGGAGCAGUGUGACUCCAGUAAGCGGCCUGUCCAUCCUAAGGCAGCACAAAUAGCUAGGAAGUUGAGGAUCAAAAUGAGAAAUCCUUGAAUUUGUUGGAAGAACUGAAUCUAAAUAUGACUGGCUUUUCUUUUUGUCCAUAGUUUAGCCAAGACAUAGAAGUAUUCAUAUGUUUGUCACUGAUGCUUCUUCUGUAACACUACUCUCCAUACACUUAUUAUUGAGCUUAUUUGUUCUUUCAGCUAGCCACUUUUACCAUGCCUAUUGGGUUCAAAGUUCAAACAUUCAAUGACUGUUUGUGAGCUCCAAGUGGCGCAUAUAAACCCAAUUUUAUUCAUCAGCAAAUAUUGCAGAUUGCAGCAAAAGAAGAAUGUUGUAAACUUCAUCUUGGAUUCAACUGUUGAAUAGAUGGUUGUUGUUAAUCAGUUUUUAUACUAUAC
Molecule: messenger RNA, 2498 nt
Organism: Oldenlandia corymbosa var. corymbosa
Lineage: Eukaryota; Viridiplantae; Streptophyta; Magnoliopsida; Gentianales; Rubiaceae
Source: the annotation of a GenBank genome assembly